CUGGUCGAAUAAUUAAUUUGUCUCGGUCGUCCACCACACCCACGGCUCCGUACCAUCCGUCGCCGCCGGUGCGCGCUCACCAGACGCCAGCCACCGCGAUGGCCGCCUCCGCCACGGCCGCGAGGCCUCUCGCCGGGGCCUCCGUCCGUCUCCCCCUCUCCGCGCGGCGGCAGCCCGUUAGGGUCGCCUUGCUCCCGCGGGCUCCUCCUGCUCUUCAGAGCCUCAGCCUCGGCCGUCCCGCGCAGGCGCAGCCCUCUGCGCGCGGCCGGUCGGUGCGGUGCCUGGCGGCGCUGAACCCGGAGAUGCGGGCGACGCUGGACAAGGUGGUGGGGUCGAACAAGGUGGUGCUGUUCAUGAAGGGGACCAAGGACUUCCCGCAGUGCGGAUUCUCCCACACCGUGGUGCAGAUCCUGCGCUCGCUCGACGUGCCCUUCGAGACGCUCGACGUGCUCGCCAACGAGGCGCUCCGCCAGGGGCUCAAGGAGUACUCCAGCUGGCCCACCUUCCCGCAGCUCUACAUCGACGGCGAGUUCUUCGGCGGAUGCGACAUCACCGUUGAGGCAUACAAGAGUGGAGAACUGCAGGAAACUCUAGAGAAAGCGAUAUGUUCUUAGAGACCAUUGAACCAGGCAUGAUAAAAGAACUGGAGAUAAAUGUAGUAAUAUUUGCUGUACAAUUCAGGCAUGAUAAAAAGAACUGGAGAUGCUAAGCUGUAGACAAUUCAUUCCAAAUGCUCAGUGCACUUUUAUCGGAAUAGGAUAAGAUUGUCUGCAAUUUGUGAUUUUAAUAAUCGUGCAAAUUUCCAAUGUCA
Panicum hallii is the source of this 811-nucleotide messenger RNA. Its product is annotated as monothiol glutaredoxin-S7, chloroplastic. NCBI's taxonomy places the organism in Eukaryota, Viridiplantae, Streptophyta, Magnoliopsida, Poales, Poaceae. The transcript is spliced from 2 exons. Bases 99 to 614 code for a protein of 171 amino acids. The record is from RefSeq and is a predicted model, not a curated record.